Molecule: messenger RNA, 1668 nt
Organism: Botrytis deweyae
Lineage: Eukaryota; Fungi; Ascomycota; Leotiomycetes; Helotiales; Sclerotiniaceae
Exons: 2
Coding region: 1-1668 (555 amino acids)
Source: RefSeq, a predicted model, not a curated record
AUGAAAAAACCCAGCAUUCUUCCUUCAUUUCCCUCUACCAUGGCGCCUUCUACGUCUCACAGUCUCUCUACUCCCCAGGUUUCACCAUCCUAUGAUCAUUCGAUGCAUCCAAUGCCUCCCCCAAAAAAUUCUGCAGGAAGAAAGAUGGGUAUCUUUAGGGCUGACUCUGGAAUCGUCAUCAAACCGGAGAUAAACAACGCGAUUUCAAACCUAGAUCAACCCAACAGCUCAUCCAGCGCCCUCCCAAAAGAAGACCCAACCAACAUCAUCCCUAUCGAUACUUCUGAGGCCAUACCCACCAUUGACGUGAAUAUAACCAACACAAUCGCAAAACUCGAUCAACUGAGUACUUAUCUCCGCGCCCUUCUUACACGGGUUCCAGAGACUCGCACAGCUUAUCACGAUGAUUCCACCUCCACUGGCGAGCACUCUCCAGAGGAAGAAAUCCCAUAUACCUCUGCAGGAAAAGAGAAAGAAGAAGACUCCUGUGACACACCUACCCAUACCUCUGAAGCCACAAUCGCAGAAGUCGUGGGCGGCCAAAUCUCAAAAGUAGCUCAAGUCGUCGAGGUACUUAGCAUGAUCCGUCACAUUACCUUUGUCAUGUCGUCAUGUCUUGACGAAGUUCUACCCAAAGAUCCUAUCAUUCCAGAAAGUAAUAUAGAAAAAGGAAAAGGAAAAGAGAAAGAAAAAGAAGAAGAUGAUGAAGGAAAAGAAGAACAAAUUCCCAUCCAAUCCACCAUCUUCCCCGAUCUCCCCUCCGCCUCCCAUCUCCUCUCUUCUCCAUCCGCAGAACACAUGAAGCGCGGGGCGCUAGGAUUCCAAUUGGUCGAUAAACUCUCACCUCCACAAAAAUGGCUUUUUCGACCAAUGUCCGACUCUGAACGUCUGCGCCUUAAGAUGCGUCGUAUGAAAAGAUGGGAGGGAAAGGAAGAACAAACUCUCAUGACUCCCGACCUCCUCCCAGUUUCCCCUCCCCCCUCUUCGUCAUCCGCAGCAGAAACUCCCCUCCAACCCACCACUCCCAUCAUCGCAUCCAGUCUUCCCUCCUCUUCCUCAUACGCAGAAAGCUUCCAUCGCCGCGCACGAACACGCAAUUGGGUCGCCGAUCUCCCACCACCGCAGGAACCAAUAUAUCCCGGUCUUCCAGCACUCCCCAACUUACAAUUUCUGCAACGCAAAAUCGAUCUUAUGAAAAAAGAAUUGGGAGACGAGUUCCCUCUCACUCCCAUUUCCAACGUGUUGGAUCCCUAUUUUUGGACCAUGAGGGAUGCGACUACGUUCGCUCAUCUUUUGUCUCCUGAAAAGAAAAAUACUCCCAUCCCCGCACCCCCGAAAAAAACACACAUAACACAUACUUCUCACUCCCCCAGAGGACAAGCAUCAGCAAUUCUAGCAGGACCAUACAACGAGCCCUCGAUGCCCAGACCCGUGACAUCCAAGCCCUGGCUAUGCAGACCCGUGAAAAGAAAAGUAUCUGGAAAAUCCACAUGGGCGGCAUUAUUGAAAGGAGGAGAAGAAGGAGAGAAGGAAGAAGGAGAGAAGGAAGAAGGAGAGAAGGAAGAAGGAGAGAAGGAAGAAGGAGAGAAGGAAGAAGGAGAAGAAAAAGGAGAGGAGGAGAAAAAGGAGAGGAGGAGAAAAAACCUAAAAUGUUUAUUACGCGCAUGA